Messenger RNA from Pyricularia grisea, 546 nucleotides. RefSeq lists its product as uncharacterized. The coding region runs from base 1 to 546 and encodes 181 amino acids. The record is from RefSeq and is a predicted model, not a curated record. NCBI's taxonomy places the organism in Eukaryota, Fungi, Ascomycota, Sordariomycetes, Magnaporthales, Pyriculariaceae. The transcript has 2 exons.
AUGCACUUUUUCAUGAAGUUGUCCAUGGUCAUCUUGGUCGCUAUUGUCGGCAAUGUUGUGGCAUUGGGAUACCCUUAUUACCCGUGUAAUGACGUACCCGACAAUCCAAAGAGGUGGUGCGACGGCUUCGACGGGCUCGACGUCGGACAAUUUUCCAUCAUGAUCGGCAACGGGUCGGGGAUCAAAGAAAAGGAGAUCCCGACCAUCGAGCGCAUCUCAACCAUCGAGGUCCGGACGCAACGGGGAAACUUUUCCGGCCGGCUGAACUGCUACACGCAGCAGGGGGAGCUUACGGAGCACCUGUGGACGACCUUCACCAACCCGCUCCUGCCGUGGUCGCUCGACAUACACUCGGGCCACGCCUGCUCCUUCAUCAUCGCCAUGGGCGCCUGGGACAACAUGUGGAUAAACUACUCGAACCAGCACGUCAACGUGCCAGACGACCCGCGCUGCUGGUGGAUAGAUUACUACAGGUGGAGGUGUGUGCUGCUAGAGAGGCCCGAGGAGGUGGCGAAAGGGCUGAGGUUUGCGAGGAGAAUGGUUUGA